Messenger RNA from Cynocephalus volans (Philippine flying lemur), 2842 nucleotides. RefSeq names its product Bardet-Biedl syndrome 10 (gene BBS10). The transcript is spliced from 2 exons. The record is from RefSeq and is a predicted model, not a curated record. The coding region runs from base 24 to 2198 and encodes 724 amino acids. Gene Ontology annotation, biological process: chaperone-mediated protein complex assembly. Lineage: Eukaryota; Metazoa; Chordata; Mammalia; Dermoptera; Cynocephalidae. Gene Ontology annotation, molecular function: ATP binding.
AACCGGUUCAGACUGUUAGUUCUAUGGCCGCGGCGGGGUCUGUGAAGGCGGCGUUGCAGGUGGCGGAGGUGCUGGAAACGAUCGUGAGCUGCUGCGUGGGGCCCGACGGGCGCCAAGUUUUGUAUACGAAGCCCACCGGCGAGGUGCUGCUCAGCCGGGAUGGAGGCCGCCUCCUGGAGGCGCUACACUUACAGCAUCCCAUAGCCAGGAUGAUAGUGGCAUGUGUUUCCAGUCAUCUCAAAAAAACAGGAGAUGGUGCUAAAACAUUUAUUAUCUUUCUUUACCAUUUGCUCAGAGGACUUCAUGCAGUUACAGACAAAGAAAAGGAUUCUUUGAUUUCCGAAAAUAUUCAGACGCAUGGAAGGCAUUGGAAAAAUUGUUGUCAAUGGAAAUUUAUUUCCCAAGCUCUUCUAACUUUUCAGACACAAAUAUUAGACUAUAUUAUGGACCAGUACUUAAGUAGACACUUUUUGUCCAUCUUUUCUUUAUCUGCUAAAGAGAGAACAUUGUGUAGGAGCUCUUUAGAGUUGCUCUUAGAAGCAUACUUUUGUGGAAGAGUGGGGAGAAAUAAUCGCAAAUUUAUUUCACAAUUGAUGUGUGACUACUUUUUUAAGUGUAUGUCUUGUAAAAGUGGGGUUGAAGUAUUUGAGUUGGUAGAUGACUGUUUUGCAGAGUUGAAUGUCGGUGUCACAGGCCUUCCUGUUUCAGAUUCCAGGGUCAUAGCUGGGCUUGUGCUUCAGCGAGAUUUUUCUGUGUACUGUCCAGCAGAUGGUGACAUACGAAUAGUGAUAGUAACAGAAACCAUUCAGCCUCUUUUUUCAGCUUCUGGAUCAGAGUUUAUUCUAAAUUCAGAAGCACAGUUUCAGACAUCUCAGUUUUGGAUUAUGGAAAGGACAAAAGCAAUAAUGAAACAUUUACUUAGUCAGAAUGUAAAAUUGCUGCUAUCUACUGUGAAACAACCAGAUUUAGUUACUUAUUAUGCAGAACUCAGUGGCAUAUCAGUGGUGGAGUGUUUAUCAUCAGAAGUUGUUUCUCUUAUCCAGAGGAUUAUUGGUCUUUCUUCAUUUGUACUACCACAGUCGUCCUCACAAUGUGAAAUCUCUAAUACUGCUUUGGUGAAAUUUUGUAAACCCCUUAUCCUUAGAUCUAAAAGGUAUGUUCAUCUUGGCUUGAUUAGCCCAUGUCCAUUUAUACCACACUGUAUAGUUCUUUGUGGACCAGUGCAGGGUCUUGUUGAACAACAUGAGAAUGCUUUACAUGGAGCAUUUAAAAUGCUUCGGCAGUUAUUUAAAGACCUCAAUCUAAAUUACCUGGCACAAGCCAAUGACCAAAAUGACACAUCAGGUCCUCUUAUUUAUAAGAAUACUAGAGAAGGUAAUCAGUUACCAGAGAUUGGUAAUGGCUCAAUACAAAGGCUGUAUCAGGACACAGUUGUAAAGAACAAAGAUGAACUGGAAAAAACUCAAACAUAUUUAAAAGCAUAUUCAAAUCUGAUAGUUUCAAAUGUGGAAUUAGAAGCAUGUAUUCUAACACCAGAACUGACACCAACAGAUACAUUCCAAAGAAAUGAAACACCGAUGUGUUUGUCACCAGAAAAAAACAGGGUAAUUGAUUACUAUGAACCAAUAAUUGAGAGUAAUUCCACCACUAAUUCAACAACAGAAAACACUAGAAUAGAAAUCUCUUAUGGAAGUUUACAGGUCACAAAAAUUGCUGGAAAGGGUAGCAUGUUGCCAGUGAGAGAUAAAUCAGUGGAUAUGUGUACUUCCCAGAGUUACUGUUCCUCAUCUAUGCCAGCAGGUUGUGUUUUGCCAGUGGGUGGCAAUUUUGAGAUCUUGUUACAUUACUAUCUUCUCAACUAUGCCAAAAAAUGCCAGCAAUCAGAACAAACCAUAGUUAGUAUAAUAGCUAAUGCACUUUUAGGCAUUCCCAAAAUCCUUUAUAAGUCUAAGAAAGGAAAUAGCUUUCCACAAAUAUAUUUAAGAGCUCUUCAUGCACUGCAGUCCAAUCAACCUGUGGUAAGUGGUCAGACAGGUUUGGAAUCAGUAACUGUUAAGUACCAGUUACUAACUUCGGUUCUUCAGUGUUUGGCAAAAAUAUUAACCAUUGAUUUGGUAAUCAAUAUUAAGAGACAGCCUGUGAAAGUUUAUGAUCAAGAUUCAGAAGAUGAACUAUAUAACACUGAAAAUUUUUGUUAACCAAACUUUUAAUUCAACUCAAGCCAUAAAGCAAAACAGGUAUGUGACCACUGAUUCUCAAGUUAAUUUUGUUUACUUAGGAAAAUAGCAUAACUUUUAAAAGUCUUUAGAACUAGUACACUAAGGCCACCAGACUAUUCAGAGGCAAAUAUUAGACUAUGGAAAAAAACUAGAAGGAAAGCCUUCCAGGUGGGGGAAGCCAAGAUCAGGGUAAAUGUGUCUCUUCCCCCUUUUAUGUCUCUGUCUUAGCUCUGUGUUAAUCUUUGUGUUUAGGGGAGGAUGUUUCUUUAUAGCUCCUUUUUCCUUUUUUCAUAUCCUUAUUUACUCUUCAUCUCUCUUCACCUUUUUUUUUUGAAUUUAUAAAGAAAUGAAAUUUAUUUCUUACAGUUUUGGAGGCUGGGAAGUACAGUCCAGGGGGCACAUUUGAUGAGGGCCUUCUUGGUGGUGACUCUCUAUAGCAAUGAAGGGCAUCACAUGGUAUGAGCAAGAGAGCUAAACUUCUCAUUCACUCUCCUUAUAAAGCCAUUAGAACCUCUCCCAUGACAAACCAUUAAAGCAUCAACCCAUUACUUCAUGAUUAUUCUUCACUUUUCUGUAUUUAGUAUAUAGAAUUAUUUAAUCUCAGAUUUGGAUGGGGUCUUCAA